AAUCUCUUCUCGAUCCAUCCACACGGAAAUGCAAGAACUUUCAAUCCUCUACUCUAUAUAAAAAUUGAGUUUCUCUUUAACAAAAAAGAUACAUAAACUGGUUUUGUUUUUGCCAAGUCAAUUAUAUUAAUAUCAAGAGUUUACAAAGAAACAGAAUCAAUACAAACAACCUUAUCUUUUCUGAUUUUCUUAUUUUUUCUGAGUUAAAUUACUUUGAUUUCUUGGAAACUUUUUUGUGAAAAAUGGGGCAACAACAGUCGAAUGAUGAGCUACUGUUUCAACAAGUGAGUCACAGCGAUAUCGACAGUAUCAAAUCCCUUCGCCAUGAAGGUGCAGGACUCGAGUGGGUUGAUACAGAAGGAAGAACACCAUUAAUCUUAGCUUGUACGAAAUCAGAUCUAUAUGAUGCAGCAAAAACUCUGGUUGAUUUGGGUUCCAAUGUCAAUGCUUAUCGUUCCGGUUUUAAUGCCGGGACUCCUCUGCACCAUGCUGCAAACAGAGGUCUUGAAAACACGGUUAAGUUACUUCUGUCUCACGGUGCAAAUCCACUGGUUUUAAAUGAUGAUUUUCAAACACCUCUUGAGGUAGCUAGAGCUAAAGGUUACAACAAUGUUGUACGCGCAAUCGAGAGUCACAUCUGUUUGUUCUCUGGUUGGAUGCGUGAAUUUUAUGGCCCUCGCUUUCUUGAAUUUUUAGCUCCUGAGCUUCUUUCAAGAAGAGUAUGGGUAGUUAUAGUACCAACUGGUUCAAGAGAUCCUACAAAGCCUUUCAAAUUGGAGUUGGUUGUGUAUGCUAGUCUUGAGGAUGCACAACCAAGGAUGGUGAUGCCUUUGUGGAAAGCCAAGUUGGAGGAACCAAAACAAGAUCAGUCUGAUGCUUCAGUGAUGAUUGUUGAUAACUCCACAAGUCGCAAGAGGGCGAGAAGAGGAAAGGGGUACAUCUCUCACGGGAGGCGUUGGGUUCAAGUAGAUAGGCAAAUCCGACUUAAGCUGGCAGCUGCAACCAAAGGCGAUAUGAAACAGCUAAAUUGGUUUUGUGAGGCAUGUCAAGGAAUUCCACAGCCAAUGAAUCCUCCAAUGUUUCUGAAAACAUAUGAAAACAUAAUAUCCGAUGAGUUUACGCCAUCGGUUCAUCCAUCGAGAGAUGAAGAAGCAGUAGAAGACGGUUACAUAGACUAUCCAUCAGUCGAUAUGGCUCAUGUCGACAUCUCACUCCCUUACGCAAACUGUGAGGAGAAAGAAUAUGGUGGAGGAUCUGGAGUGUGUGUGGUUUGUGUGGAUGCAUCAUGUGAAGCAGUGUGUGUGCCUUGUGGACAUGUAGCUGGAUGCAUUUCUUGCUUGAAAGAGGUCAAAGACAAGAAAAUGGGAUGUCCUGUAUGUCGCUCCAAGAUUGAUCAGGUCAUUAAGCUCUACCAUGUUUGAACAAAUGCACAAAGAGAUCAUCAUAUCUACUUCCUCUAUGGCUGGACCGAACAUCUUACCGAUUUCUAAAGUUGUUAGUGCAUUCUUCUCUGAACUCUUUUGUUACCAUUCUAUUCGAAUAUUCAUUUUUGUACUUUAUAUACGUCACCACCGGAAGACAUUUUUUCCGUUGGAAAACACUAUUUUGUAUUAUGUUCUUUUAUAAUAAAUUUGUGAUUUGUGAUUGCUUCUCUCUAAGGCUGCUGCUUAUAUAGA
Thlaspi arvense is the source of this 1676-nucleotide messenger RNA. Lineage: Eukaryota; Viridiplantae; Streptophyta; Magnoliopsida; Brassicales; Brassicaceae. The record is from the annotation of a GenBank genome assembly.